Molecule: messenger RNA, 2067 nt
Organism: Cyprinus carpio (common carp)
Lineage: Eukaryota; Metazoa; Chordata; Actinopteri; Cypriniformes; Cyprinidae
Product: ly6/PLAUR domain-containing protein 6B-like
Exons: 9
Coding region: 494-994 (166 amino acids)
Molecular function (GO): acetylcholine receptor regulator activity
Source: RefSeq, a predicted model, not a curated record
GGGAUGCAGUCGACCAAUCAGAGACUGUGUUUAUGAGAGCGGUGAGACGCGAAAAACCCUGACUGUGGGCUAGUGCCGCGUCGUAGAGGGGUGCGGGCGACCUUCACAUAAUACAAGGAGAUGUGAUUUUAUUUCUGUUCAUGUAAAUGAAGUCACACACGUCGACGGACAGCAACAGUGGAAAUGUUUUGUAGUCAGGAUAUUAAGCUGUUUCUUUAGGAGGAAAGUCAUUUAAGAGAGAAAGUGGAAGUGUUUUAUCCAUUUGAGGAUCUCAACAGGAAAUCUCAGUCUCUGCACAUUUAUCAGGGAAUCGGUCUACUUGGCCUGUUAAACCGAAAAGCUUUCCAUACAGACAAAAGUGCCAGGGACAGGUGCAAGAUGUUUCAAAAAUGGGGGCGGAAGACGUGGAUGGGGACUUCAGUCCCUCAUCAUCAGUUAUAAGGCUGGAUUUUGGUUUCCUGCUUAAAAAUGAGUCACUAUCAGAGUUUUAAACAUGGCAGCAGAUCUGGCCUUAGUCACUGUUCUCGUCCAGCUUCUUGUUGAUUUGGUGACAAGUGACAGCAUUGAUUUCUACAAUAUCAUGCCUGCUGUAGAAGCCACCCCAUACCCCAAGAGUUUCAAGUGCUUCACAUGUGAACAGGCCUUAGACAACUACAGCUGUAACCGCUGGGCAGAAGACGUGUGGUGUCCUCAAAAUACUCAAUAUUGUAUGACAAUACACCACUUCAACCAUCAUGGAAAGACAAAAUUUGUUACCAAAAGAUGUGCUGUGCGUGAAGAAUGCCAGUUAGCUGGCUGUAGACAUCACAAAAAUACACACCAUGAGUGCUUAUCUUGCUGUGAAGGGAUGGUUUGUAACAUAGAGCUGCCGACCAAUCACAGUAAUGCAGUGUUUACCCAGAGACAAACCCACAGCUCAGCAGCACCCACUUUCAGGAUCUGGGAUUGUGUGACCCUGCUGGUCCCAGUUCUCAUGGGACUGCUACCAUUAUGAUCCUCAAUCAUAAGAACCUGUUCGGUGAUGAACAGCACUGCAAAUCAUUGAGACAAAGGAGACAUCAUCCACACUGGAAUAUUAAUACAGUCAGAUGGAUGUUUUCAUUAAGGCCAAAGUAACAUUGUGCAGGAGAAAGCUAGCAUUCCCAUUCAUCUCAGUGGCAGUAUGUGGCAGGAUUCUCUGUAAUAUUGUGAUUUGCCAUCUUUGCUGAUGGGCUCACAGAUGUUCUCAUGACUGAUCAGUGACUAAUCAGCCUGGAGCCACAAGAAAAAUUACAUCAUGGCUUGGCUGAUUGGUUAAUGCGCCACAAGAAGAAGAUGAUCACUCACUAGUGACUGUCUGGAGCUGUAAUAGAAGUCAAUUUCACACUUGGAGGCUCCCUUCAAAAACAGUUGGACACUGAACAAUCUACAAUAAUAUAAUGAAAUUACUUACAAAUUAUUUUAUUCUUUUAGAAAACACAAUGAUUUGGAGUGGAGACGGAUGCAUUUUGCAGCCAAAUCAGCAAAACCAUAUCUUAAUUUUUCAGCGAGGAGACCGCCAGUCGGCCAGUGGUGGAGGAACUGUGUGCACAGGAAGCUGCUGUGUCAGGAAGGUCUGUCAAUGGAGUAGUAUCGCUUGUAAUCACUGCUUACUAAUGACGUGCUAAAUAGGACAGAGAACCAGACGGGUUGCAAAACAGCAUUUAGCAACUAAAGCGGUGGAAUUAACUUAUACUGCCUCACUGGAUUUGUAUUGAGCAAAUUGAGGCUCACACACUGAGCAUUAGAAGUCUCUGUGUGGGAUGUUCCUGUGAGACAGUGGCUCUGGUCCCAGAUUCUGUCACACAGGCCGAGCACAGCAAUGAGAGGACGCGGGAUGUGUUGUUCUAGUUUUCUAAAUGGUGUUAAUGUCUCUAAAAGAGAUCUGGAUUGCUACAUAAAUAUCAGUGCUUUAAGAAGAUGGAGCUGCAUCACGUAAAAGCACUGAUUAAGUAUAUUUUGUAUUAUUCUGGCUUGACUAUUGCAAAUGCUGUCAUGUUUUACUGUCCUGAAAAACCAAUAGAAAUAAAAACGUGACCAUAUUUAACU